Molecule: messenger RNA, 1630 nt
Organism: Drosophila nasuta
Lineage: Eukaryota; Metazoa; Arthropoda; Insecta; Diptera; Drosophilidae
Exons: 1
Coding region: 1-1023 (340 amino acids)
Source: RefSeq, a predicted model, not a curated record
AUGACCAGCGGCCCUGGAGGUGGAGGAGGAGCAUCCGGGGGCGGUGGGCAGCCAGCGCAACAGCAACAACAACAGCAACAGCAGCAGUCGCAUAGCAAACACAACAUCAGCAGCAACAACAACAGCGGAAACGGCAACAGCGGCAGCAGCAACAGCGCGGCAUCAACAGCAACAACAGUGAACAGCAGCAGCAACACUCAAACCGGAGCAGCAACAACUGCAACUGGUGGAACACUGCAACGUCGAGUAUUGCGCGGUCAUGCGGCGCAAACGACAAGCGGAGAGCGAGUGUUGCUGAUUAACUAUGUGCCACAGCAAGGAACAGCGGGAAGCACAUCCACAACGUCCACGACGAGCACAGCAUCACAGUUGCCCACACGCAAGAUACUCCAGGCCAGAGCCACGGCAGCAGCAACAUCGUCAGCAACAGCAGCAGCAUCGGCAACAGGAACGACAGCAGCAACCACAACAAGUGCUGCCGAAGCAUCCACAACGCCAGCUGUCUCCUUUGCUGGCCUCGGCUCUGAGGUGACAGUCACAUUGACACGCACCAAUCAGCGUGCCAGCGUGACCAAUGUCACAGCCGCCGGUCAUAUUGUUAGGAAUCAGCAGACAACAGUUUAUCAGACGACAAGCACAGCGACGACAACCGGAUCAACGAGCAGCACUAGCACAAUGCACGAACCCGUGCAGCAUAUUGCAACACCCACGACACCGCCACCAUUGCGCUGGCAGCAGCAACAGCAGCACGAAUACCAGCACGAACAUCAUCUGGUGGAGCAGGAUCAGCACAUUAUCAUCGAUCAUCAUCAGCAGGCGGACGCCGAUGAUCAGCUGAUCGAGUAUGAUGCCAGCGAAGGUGUUGUUAUUGAGGAGCAACAUCAUCAACAGCAGCAGCAACAUCAUCAUCAACAGCAGCAACAUCAUCUGCACCAUCAGCUGGAGCUGCAGGAGGAUCUGCAGGAUCACGAUCCACAGCAGCAACAGCAUCACGAUGUUGUGCAGGAAGUGUAUCUGCAGUAGUAGCAGACAGUGUUAAAUACGAGUAUAUAUAUUAUCUAGUAUAUAGCUAUGAACCGAUUCAAAUUAGCGAUAAGUUAUCGAGUCUUCAUUAUCAACAAAUUACUCAUAGAAGUAUCUACAAAAUUUAUAGAAUUUUCAUUUAACCCGACCAAAACACCGUAAAUCAUUGAGUUGAGCUUUGGCUCACGCACACUGCACACAUACGUUAAAGCUUUGCAAGCUCAAAGCUUAGCGCAGCGUGCGGACAAAAGCAAACCAAUACAUGUACAUUUUACAGCUGCAGAUAUGCAUAUGUAUGCAUCAACUUACAAUUUAAAUUGUAAAUAAAUUUAUCAUUAAGUAAAAAUUUGCAUAUUUAACAAAUUUAUCUAAGUAAUAAAAGCAUAUGUAUAAAGUGAAUUGGCCUAGCACAUAAGUUAAUCAUAUUCCAUAAUUAUAAACGUAUUUUUAGAUCGUUUGCAUAGAAAACAAAUCAAAUAAAGAUAAAUAUUUUUGUACCAUACAAAUUAUGCUUCGAAUUUCAAUAUAAAAUCUUAACUUCUCAUUUAUGAAACAACAAAUCAAAUCAAAUCAAUUAUUUAUUAUUGUCUGUUUGCAAAGUUUAAAC